UCCAGUCAGGUGCUAAAUGUUACACGUGAAGUGUUACCUCAAUAGUAAUCUGGGAGGUUUACGAAAUCUUUUAUAAAUCUUGUGUUGACCGCGUCGACUAUAGAUUUUGUGAAUUGAUUUUGACUUGAUAUGAAGUGAUAAGACUAGUUGUGCCUUUGAAGAUUACAGAAGAAUUUUGGCUCCAUCUACAUUCAGAAAAAGAAUGCCACGCUGUGUAUCGCUUCCACAUUACAAUAUACACGGUGAAACUCCACCUCAAUCACCUUCUAGUCCUGCGAGUAGUCCGAAUGCAAGAAUUUCCUCCAGAAGUGUAAGUCCGUCGUCACCGAUAUCGCCGAUAACGAAUUCGAGGCACAGCGCCUUCUCACUAGUUCAUCCCAAAGAAACAAAUAUUAACGAAAACCAUUUGAAAUUAUGCGAAAUGCGAGCACUGAUGUACGCGAACACUAUAAACCAGUUUGUGAAUUCUCCUUUUCCCGGUUACAUGUGGCACCCAACAGUUAUUCUCCCAUAUCCCCCAUCUGAAGCUCUAAGUCCGAAAAACGCUUCGUUAGAUCCGCGAUUCGCUGAAAAAAUUAAACAAUCCAUCUUACCGUUCGAAACUUCCUCCGAUUCAAGAAGUCCCGAUAAGACAACGCUGGAUCCUAGAUUUACUGAUAUCUUUAAAAGAGAUCAAGAAGUACCUCUUAAUUUAUCCCUUAAGGGUCGUAUUUGGUCUCCUGGAAGUUUGUGCGAACAAGAAAUGAAAGCAACCGAACUACGACCGGACUCCAAUGUCACUACUACUGUAAUCAGCCCAGUAAAAAUGGAAAAUAGAUGGAAAUGGGACAAUGACAGGGAACUUCAUAAUAGUAGGAUACCAACGAUAGGCCCUUCGGGAGAAAAACAGUUCACGUGUCAGCAAUGUGGAAAAUCUUUCAAACGUUCCUCGACCCUCUCAACACAUCUUUUAAUACAUUCCGAUACCAGGCCGUAUCCGUGUCAGUAUUGUGGUAAAAGGUUCCAUCAGAAAUCCGACAUGAAAAAACAUACCUACAUCCAUACUGGCGAGAAACCACAUAAAUGCGUCGUGUGUAAGAAAGCCUUCAGCCAAUCGUCUAAUCUCAUAACGCACAUGCGCAAACAUUCGGGAUACAAACCGUUCUCGUGCGGUUUAUGUGUAAAAGCGUUUCAGAGGAAAGUAGAUUUAAGAAGGCAUAGGGAAACGAUGCAUCCUGACGUUCCGGAAGCCAUAUUGGCUAUGUACAAUAACAGAACAAACGAUGUUUCGUUGGACAAUGGAAAAGGUGAAGUUAGCAGUAGUAGUUAAAUUUGUCAUUUUCAAGACAAUUUAUAUCGUAAUAGGCCAUUUUUGACACUUUUACUGUAUUGUACUUUUUUACGCGGGAAUUUUAAGUUGUCUCAUAGUAUAUAUGGAAAAUUUAGACUGUUACUUACAGGGUGCUAUUGUUGGAAUGUGAGGUUUUCAAAUAUGCCUUAUUGAUCUAACUGAUCUAAUAUACUUAAACACUAAAGUGGUUUUUUUAACAAGUGACAAGGACAAAUGGGUUGCUACCUUCUGUAUCUUAUGUUUUGCCCAUUAAAUUGAGUGGUCGAAGGAUAUUCAUCAUUAAACUUUCACGUGUCCACAAAAUUGUAAAAUUUUCUAAUGACCAUCAAAAUUAUUUCUCUCCCUCUCUGUUGUGCAUUUUAUAAUAGUCAUUUAUUAUCAAAACAAAAAUGAAAUUUUUGGAAAAAAUAUUAAAUACCUUUUUUGUAAAGCAUGACAUUUCCUACGAAAUUUUUUAAGGUGUCUUGCGACCCAUUUUUCUGUGUCAUCUGCCAUUCGACUUGUGACGUUUUUCUUCGAACAUUUUGAAUAUUCCUUUUUUUGGGACAGUAGUCACUUAAUUUGUUAUUGACGCUCCAUUCGAGAUAUUCAAUGAAACCUCGAAAUCGUCGUCUACCAAUCUACAUUUCAGUGUUCAAACCAAAGUAAAUUGUAGUAAAUUUGUGAUAAUUCACUGGUGGGUGAUUCCAUUAUAACUGUGAUAUUCAAUGUCCUGUAUUGUUUUUUUGUACUAGUCAUUAAUUAAUAAUCAAUUAAUAAAAAUUUUGUGUUAAUUGAAUAAUUCUUAAGAUAUUUAAACAUUAUUUUUAUACAAUAUAACUUGCUACUUAAAGAAAACUUAUACUACAUCACUUGAAUGUCAGUACCGUGUCAUGUCCAUUCCUAGAAUUUACCGAUAAAUUAUUAAUUUUUUUUGUCGUAACAAAUGAUUUAAACUAAUUACCUUAUAAAUUCUAAUGUUUAUGAUCAAACUGAGGAAAAUUGAUGCACUUGUUGUUUAAUAUCUUAAGUUACCAUGUCAGUACCGUGGAUAAAUGAGUCAGUACCGUGGAACUCAAAAUCCGACAUUUGUGUCUUGCUCGUGAUACUUUGAAGUUGUAGUAAAUUCCUCUUAGAGUUUUAUUUUUACAGUAAAAUAGAUGAAUAAUAUGCAUAAAAAAGUUAGAAAAGUUAAAUUUUAAAAUCUUGAAAUUUUGAAUACAAAAAAUCACAGUUAGAACGGAAUCACCCUGGUAAGCUUUUCAAAUAUAUUGUUUUCUUUGUUUAUUAUAUUUAUAAUCCAAUUACUUUUAUCAAUUUUCUUUUGUUUAAAGCAAAUUUUGUAUAAUAGUUUCCAUGUAAAUUCAUAUUUUCUAUUUAUUUGGGGAACCGAAAGUACCAAUUUCAUAUAUUAUAACUUGCUAUUGGUAGUUUCUGUGCCCCAAAACUAUUAUAUAAUAGAUUCUUGGUUGGUCAUAUUUAAAAAAAAAACGUAAAUUCAGUUGGAGUUCUGUUAGACAAAUUAAUAGAAAAUACCAAUUUACACGGAAACUAUUUUACACUAUUUACUUAAAACGGAAGGAAAUUAAUAAAGACAACUGGAAUUUCAAAGUUGAAAAGUUAUUUGGAAAACUUACCACAAAUUUACUUUAAUUUAAACACUGUAGUGUAGAUAGGUAGAGGACGAUUUAGAAUACAUUCCGAGGUUUCGUCGAAUUUCUCGAAUGGAGUGUCAAUAAAAAGUGACUACUGUGCCAAAAUACGUGAAUAUUCAAAAUGUUUGAAGAAAAACGUAGCCGAAUAAAAAAUAUAUUGAAAUUUUCUGACCCACCCUCGAUAUAUCGUUAUUUUACAUUAAGAUAUAACCAAUUUUGUCGAUGAAAUAAAUAUUUGUAUAGAAAGUAGACUGUGUGGAUUUUCUCAUGGGCUACUGCCUCGAAAAUAUCUGCGCCAAAUAUAAUCAAAAAUUGUUUUUAUAAAGUCCUUACGAAACGAUAACUUAAAAUGAUUUGAAGUGAGAACAUGAUUUUUGAAAACUACAAAUUCAUAAAAAAAACAUUUAGAAUCUGGAAAGUAAGUCGGUUGGUUUGAUACGCUUCAAUCUGCAACAGUCCAAUCCACACUUGGGUCCACACUUAGUCUUUCUUCAUAUUUAUUUCUGUAUUCGCUAAUUUAUUUUUUGAUACCGUGAACUUUUAAAUCUAUUUUGUUAGCGUACUAUGGUCCAACACUUUGUUUUGUUUAUGAGGAGAUUGUUUGCGAGUGAUAAUCAUGAUUAUCCACCAAUCAUCAAGUACAUUUGUUACAAAUUUACCCCGAGUUCUUUCUCUUGGUGAACGUAUGCUUUUUCCAAAUCAACUACCAACCCAGAUGUAUACCUAUAGAUUUGGUAUCUACUAGGAAGACGAAAAGUUUCGUAUUGAUGGAUUUAUUUUCAUCUUUGUAGCCAGUUUUCUACUUUGUUGCAACUAUCUUUCAAAUUGCUUCUUUAGAAUUAGCGUAAAAAGCAAUAAUGUCUGUCAUCUGCGUUAGUUAUAACCGUGACUUCUAAAAGCGGGUUUCUUGUAUUAUUUAUUUCAUUAGGUACAAUAGAUUAUUAGAUAAUAGUUUUGAAGAAGGUUGUGCUUCAAUUUGUGAACAAGUUCUUCGUGCAAAACCGUACUUGACUGAUAUGUAUGAAAGCUGCGCUUGAGUAGCUUAUUUUCAUUGUUUUUUUUUCUGAUAUUAUCGACUCUAAUCGUUUUAGAAAUAGUUUUUUGUUUGAAGAGCUUGGAAAAAAUAGAUAAAAGACUAAUGAGGUCUAGGUUUUAGGUAAUAAAAAUAAUGGCAAUAUAAUACAAAAACGGUAGAAUGUAUAAUAAUAUCAUCACAAUGUUUGACAAGUUGUUUUCGUCUAUUUCAAUAUCACCGUGGUGUUUAUCGAAUUGUCAACAUUGUUUUAUCAUACUAAAUAGAGUUUUCUGCAGCGAAAUGUGACUUUUAGCCCAUCAUAAAAUCCACUAACUUUACAUGAAAAUAUAUAAUCGAAAAAAAUGUUUCUAAAAUGUAUUAAGUAUGUAUUUGGAUUAUGAUAUAGCUCUCGGCAAUUUAAAAUAUUUGUGAAAUGGUUUUUCACUUUAUUGUGAAUGAUAUUGUACUAUUUAUAUGAAAAUAGAUCGUUUUUAAAAAGGGUAUAACAAAAAGUACGUCAACAGUUAAAAACCACAAACCCUUUGUGUAAAAAAUAGAUACAUUGCAAUUUCUGUUUUAGCCUUAGAAUAUGUGGUUCUAGCCUUGAAGUAAUAAUGAGAAUAUACUACGUACAAUAAAUAAUUCCAUUUCAAUUAUUUGAAAAGGUAAAAUAAAAAUUAAAUCAACUAAUUUUUGUUUUUAAAAAAAUGUAUAUAAACUUUCAUACACAUUUUAUAAUUUUGUACCUUGAUUGUUUAUAUUUUUAGAAACUGGGUCAGAAAUAAUUCGAAAAUGUGAAAUCAACUGAAUUAAAUGAAAAAUUUCUUUGUGAAUUCGAAUUAAAAAAAUUAGAGAUAUAAGUGGAUAAAGGUAUUACAUCACGUUUUACCUAAAAUCAUUUUUUUUUACAUCGCUGGUAGAUACAUCUUCCAUUAAACACUGUAUAGAAUUUUUUUUAUAAUCCAAAAUUCAAUUUAUGGAUGAAGGUUUGAAUCACAUGAUUGCAAAAAAGGGCAAUUUCGAUAAUAAAAUACUACACCCAAUAUAAUCCACGAAAUGAUUGAAAUAUUGUAUAAGAGAGUGCAUACCAUUUUCUUCUGAACUUUUUACUUGUUUUUAUCUGUUGUUCGUUGUUUUCAACUAUCUCUAGGUCAGAAAUUAUUUAUUAUUUCCUUUCCACCACUCUAGGAAUGAGAUUCAUAGAAGAAAUUAACACUGUUGUAGUUGAUAUUAACGAAUGGGAAUGUUUAGAAAAUGUGAGUUUUCUAAGAUCUUUGAAAAAAUUUUAAUUUAUUCAUUGCAUUUAUGUGAUACUAAUAAACAAUAUUAAAAACUUUUUGAACAAAAUCUCUUUCAAAAUAAAAGUUAUUAAUUAAAAAUCGAGACAUGACACGUUUAUCUACUUAUAACUUCAGGCAGUUUUCGCGUUUUAUAACUAAUCUAAUAAUAAACAAAUAUGUUCUAAUACAUUUCGUUUUAUCGUUUUCCGUUUAUAUACUGAGUGAUAAUAAUUAUAAAACGAAAAAUAUAUAUAACCGUGAGCUGUAGUUGCCAUUAAAUAUCUAUUGGCCAUUUCUAUGCCAUAAUUAAUAAAUGUAUGCCGUCCAAAAAUGACCAAAGCAAAGAUGUACGCUUAGUGUUAAUGUUCUAGUGAAAAUAUUGUUUUUUUUUAUAUAUAUUAAAUGUAAAUAUUUGUACUUAUGAUUAUUAUAAUUUUGUCAUUCCA
This is a messenger RNA of Diorhabda carinulata, 5705 nucleotides long. RefSeq names its product zinc finger protein 568-like (gene sens). Gene Ontology annotation, cellular component: nucleus. NCBI's taxonomy places the organism in Eukaryota, Metazoa, Arthropoda, Insecta, Coleoptera, Chrysomelidae. The transcript has 6 exons. The record is from RefSeq and is a predicted model, not a curated record. Bases 203 to 1309 code for a protein of 368 amino acids.